Halichondria panicea is the source of this 858-nucleotide messenger RNA. RefSeq lists its product as uncharacterized. Gene Ontology annotation, molecular function: glutathione transferase activity. The transcript has a single exon. Gene Ontology annotation, biological process: glutathione metabolic process. Lineage: Eukaryota; Metazoa; Porifera; Demospongiae; Suberitida; Halichondriidae. Gene Ontology annotation, cellular component: cytoplasm. The record is from RefSeq and is a predicted model, not a curated record. The coding region runs from base 1 to 858 and encodes 285 amino acids.
AUGAACAAUGUUGUUUAUCAAAGAUUCACCACAAAUGCACAGCCCACACGUCACAUGCAAAGUGACUCUAAUUUGGAUGGGCCACACCCACCUAGACAAAACACUCCUGACUACUCUUCUCCUGUAAUUCAUCCCUCAGCCAAGAUGUCAUCUGUACCCACCCUGUACAAUGCCUGGUUCUGCCCGUUUGCUCAAAGGGCUUGGAUAGCUCUGUUGGAGAAAGGUGUGGAGUUCAAAUAUGUAGAACAAGAUCCAUACAACAAGACACCAGAGUGGCUUGCUGUCAAUCCCAGGGGCCUGGUGCCGGUCAUCGUUCACAAUGGAAAGCCCGUAUACGAGUCUCCGGUAUGCAUUGAGUAUGUUGACGAAGCUUGGAAAACUGAUAGGAACCUUCUACCCACUGAUGUAUACCAACGGGCGUUUGCUAGAAUCUGGAGCAACUUCAUUGGGAGUAAGAUUGAGGCACCUUACUAUCGCUUGUUGAUGAAAAAAGAUCAGGCUGAACGGGACGAAGCAAUAGAUUCUAUAGUCAAAGCAACCAAAAUGCUUUUUGCAGAACUAGAUGAAAAGUCUGGGCCGUUUUUUGGUGGCCAGGCUCUGAACAAAAUUGAUAUAAUGCUCUUUCCAUAUGCACAUCGGUUCCAGGUGGUCCUUCCUCACUAUCGUGGAUUCACUUUACCCAAAGAGGGCACUGAGUUUGAGCGAUAUUAUCAGUGGUAUGCAGCCUGCACAGAACGAGAGAGUAUCAAGAAGACAAUCCCUGAUGAUACAAGAUUGAUCGAAUCCUAUCAGAGAUAUGCUGACGACUCAGUAAAAUCAGAAGUAGCAGAUGCCAUUAGAAAAGGAACUACAUACUAA